UAGGAGUGGGCUUUGCCACCAGGAAAGUGGCUGGCAUGGCCAAACCCAACAUGAUUGUCAGUGUGAAUGGGGACAUGAUCACCAUUAAAUCAGAAAGUACCUUCAAAAACACUGAGAUUUCCUUCAAACUCGGCCAGGAAUUUGAUGAAGUCACCGCAGAUGAUAGGAAAGUCAAGAGCACCAUAACCUUAGAUGGGGGUGUUUUGGUACAUGUGCAGAAAUGGGACGGCAAAUCAACCACCAUAAAGAGAAAACGAGAGGGUGAUAAACUGGUGGUGGAAUGUAUCAUGAAAGGCGUCACUUCCACCAGAGUUUAUGAGAGAGCAUAAGCCACGGGACACUGACCUGGACUGAAGUUUGCAUCAAACUCUAUGACAUACUAUUGGAUGUAUUGUUCAAAAAGAGAUUGUUAUUUUCCACUAUUAAGCAAGCAACUGAUUUUAUCCCAUGCUGAUUUUAUUCAAUAUGGUUGUAUUGGUUAAAUAAAACUUUUUGGAUUUAAAA
This is a messenger RNA of Propithecus coquereli (Coquerel's sifaka), 504 nucleotides long. RefSeq names its product fatty acid binding protein 4, adipocyte (gene FABP4). Bases 36 to 329 code for a protein of 97 amino acids. Gene Ontology annotation, cellular component: cytosol; nucleus. Gene Ontology annotation, biological process: fatty acid transport. The transcript has 3 exons. Lineage: Eukaryota; Metazoa; Chordata; Mammalia; Primates; Indriidae. Gene Ontology annotation, molecular function: fatty acid binding. The record is from RefSeq and is a predicted model, not a curated record.